GGAAGGGGUUAGUGGGUUACCCCUUGAAACGAUCGACUAUCAAGAAAAUAAACAAGGUCGUUUCUGCAGCGAAUCAACCUUUCUUUUUUUAAACGACUGAGCUUUGGAAUGUAAAAAUCGAGGCCCAUCUCGUUUAUCGCUGUCGUCUCUUUUUCUUCUCCCUUUCAUGCCUCCGUUCACUGCCUAACCACCCCGGCUUUCAGUCUCAGGGCUCUUGCUAUACAAUUUUAAGGUCUAUUUGAUCGGAGGAAAAACUAUGCAAUUUUUUGGAGGAUCAGACAUCAGUCCAUCGCCACCAGCACCAACGGCAUCCGGGAACAAUGCGCACAUGAUGUAUGUGUUCAAUAGAAAUGGGGUGUGCUUGCUUUACAGGGAGUGGAAUCGCCCACUUCAUACCCUCAAUGCGCAGCAGGAUCAUAAGCUCAUGUUUGGCCUGCUUUUCUCGCUCAAAUCCCUAACUGCUAAGAUGGAUCCUACAAGUGCAGAGAAAGGGAACCUUGGGAUGCCUCAGUUACCUGGCCAAGGUUGUUCGUUCCACAGUUUUCGUACAAAUACAUACAAGCUUAGUUUCAUGGAAAGCGCUUCUGGGAUAAAGAUUAUAUUGAUUACUCAUCCCAGGACUGGUGACUUACGUGAAUCCCUAAAAUAUAUAUACAACUUGUAUGUUGAAUAUGUUGUCAAGAAUCCCCUCUACUCUCCUGGAACUCCCAUCAGGUGUGAGCUGUUCAAUACUUCUCUUGAUCAAUAUGUAAGGAGCAUAGCAUAGUGGCAUUCAGUUGCUUUCACCUGUGCUGGAUUUUGAUUCAUUUGGAAAAAGUGAGUAGUUGCUUUUGUCUGCCUGGUGCAACUCAAGAUUUGAUUAUGAAGGUCAGUCGAGGUUGCCUAUUUUGUUGAUACGCUGCCUGUAUAUUAGCUAAGUAAUUUUAGAAUGCGACGAGUGUAUAAUGGUCUAUUCAUUCUGUCGCGUGCUCAAAGACGCUAUAGUUCAGUUAUAUGUAUUCUCCACCAUCGUUAUUGGCUUAUUGACAUUUAGGCUGCAGAUUUCCAGUAAUCAUCCUUAUUCCUAGUUUCAUUUAUUCAUUUACGAAGAAGUAAACUCGAGGCAUUAUGAAACUUUAAUAAAAUAAAAAGAUAUUUUCCUUAUGAAA
This is a messenger RNA of Jatropha curcas, 1148 nucleotides long. RefSeq names its product SNARE-like superfamily protein. Gene Ontology annotation, cellular component: TRAPP complex. NCBI's taxonomy places the organism in Eukaryota, Viridiplantae, Streptophyta, Magnoliopsida, Malpighiales, Euphorbiaceae. Gene Ontology annotation, biological process: endoplasmic reticulum to Golgi vesicle-mediated transport. The record is from RefSeq and is a predicted model, not a curated record.